This is a messenger RNA of Pseudoliparis swirei, 3019 nucleotides long. It is a transcript of the gene basp1, whose product is annotated as brain abundant, membrane attached signal protein 1. NCBI's taxonomy places the organism in Eukaryota, Metazoa, Chordata, Actinopteri, Perciformes, Liparidae. The transcript is spliced from 2 exons. Gene Ontology annotation, cellular component: ribosome. Bases 23 to 946 code for a protein of 307 amino acids. Gene Ontology annotation, molecular function: structural constituent of ribosome. Gene Ontology annotation, biological process: translation. The record is from RefSeq and is a predicted model, not a curated record.
GUCACGAGGCCAGAGAUCCAAAAUGGGAGGCAAGCUCAGCAAAAAGAAGAAGGGCUACAACGUGAACGACGACAAGGCCAAAGACAACGACGCCGCGGCGGAGGAGAGCGAAGAGCCGAAGGACGCCAAAGAUGAGGCCGCGGCCGCCGCCGACGCCAAGGAGGUAGCCAACGACACGGCGGUGGCCGCGGAGCCGCCGGCGGACGCAGCGGUGACCGAGGAGGAGGAGAAGAAAGACGCCGCCCCCGCCGCCAAGGAGCCCGAGAAACCCGCCGCCGCCAACGCCGAGCCCAAAAAAGAAGCGCCCAAAAGCGCAGAGCCCGCCAAGGCCGAGGAGAAACCGGCGGCCCCGGCCAAAGAAUCGUCCCCCGCCGCUGCCAAGGAGCCCGAGUCUAAGGCCGCAGCUCCCGCCCCGGUGGUCGAGAGUAAAGAUGAGGCCGCCGCCAAAAAGACUGAGGCCCCCUCGGCACCAGCAGCCAAAGCCGAGGCCCCAGCCGCCGUUAACCCCAAGCCCACUGAGGCGUCAGCGGCGCCGACUCCCGCACCUGCAAAGGAGGCCGCCACCCCUGCAGCCGCCACCCCUGCAGCCGCCCCUGCAGCCGCCACCCCUGCAGCCGCCCCUGCAGCCGCACCUGCAGCCGCCCUUGCAGCCACACCUGCAGCCGCCCCUGCAGCCGCCACCCCUGCAGCCGCCCCUGCAGCCGCACCUGCAGCCGCCCCUGCAGCCGCCCCUGCAGCCGCCACCCCUGCAGCCGCCCCUGCAGCCGCCCCUGUAGCCGCCCCUGCAGCCGCACCUGCAGCCGCCCCUGUAGCCGCCCCUGCAGCCGCACCUGCAGCCGCCGUAGCCGCUGCCCCCAGUUCAUCAGCAGCCGCCGAGCCUCCGGCCAAGGAGGCGACCGCCGCAGUGCCACCGAGCAAGGAGCAAACCGUAGCAGUUCAAGAUUAAUGGACAGCUUCUUUUGGGGAAAAAUAUGAAGUUCCUAACUCGACGACAGUGAAGAUAAAAAUUUAAGUAAAUAUACACAAAUUAAAUUAACCAGCCCACCUAUGUGAUGAUGAUGAUAAUAAUAAUAACUGUAAUGAUAAUGAAUUAUUGAUUGAAGACUGGAGCAAAGCACCGGGAGAAGUUUCCCACCACUGCAGAUGAUUAUUGCUCUUAUCAUUAUUAUUGUUAUGUUUUACUCUUUACUUUCCUGCUGUAGUAUUUUAACUUUGAAUACGAGUCUGUGUCGGCCAUCUCCGCCUCGCCAUCCCACAUCCAUCGUCCGGACGCUUAACCCGACCCCCUUCUGGCUCGCAGUGGAUUUCAGAAGAUCAAAGAUUGGGGUCAAAAAUGGGACUUGAGGAAAAGACAGGAAAUAAAUCACUUUACCAGCCGGACCGCCUCAACCCGGGUUCCUCCGGUCUUUCUCCUGGUUCCCUUUUUUUUUUACCCCAAAAGGGAGUUUACAUCUCUUUGAAUCUCUUGUGAGGAGUUUGAAUGAGGAGUCUAGAUCUCCUGGGAGGAUUGAGGACCCUCCGGCUUCCUGAAGACUGUCGGCGGUCGCACCAAGCAGAACUCUGCAGAGCGAAACACGUUCUUAGGCAUAUAAAAACAUAAAAGACGUAGGAAUUUUUUCAGAUAAGCUUCUAGAUUUUGUACUGGAACCCUUGGCUAUAUUGUAAGUGAACUAAGAGGGUUUUUUAACAUUUGUAAAACACUUCUGCAGAGCCUCGCUGGACCCGAUCCCCCUCGGUGUUCUCAGAAAGUCAGAGAGAAGUCUCUGAUCCUCCAGUAGGGAACCGAUGAGAUGGUCUAGAAGACGUUACCCGGGUGCGACCGGCUCCACGUCCUACAGGUGGCCCCAGGAGGCCCCGUCGAUGACGGGUCAAACUCGGGAGUUAGCGCUCUCUCCUGGGGUCGUCUUCUGUUCCCGGACUGAAAGAAGGACUCGGGUCCUUCACUUCCUCCAGUAAAAGUAAACAAAUACCAAUUAAUUUGCAUUUGGGAGACAACAUUCUAAUCAAAGCUCCUUCAACCAGUGGAUCCUUUUUAAACUGGCACCACCAGGGAAACCUUCAUGUUAAUAAACCAGUGGACCAGUUUGAAACCAGACCGGCGGCUCUCGAGACCCGAUCCCUCGUCUACCGGCCGACUCCAUCUACCGGUCCAGUAGGGAUGGACAAAGCCUUGCCCAUGAAAAUGGGAACUUCUGAUUUUGUUAAUUUUUCACCCCUUGUGCAUUUUCCUUUAUUUUCAAUCAAUAUAUAUAUAUAUAUAUAGAUAUACAUACAUAUAUAUCUAUAUAUAUGUAUGUAUAUGUAUGACGUGUACAUAUAUGCAGCAGUGGACGUAAAUAGGUACUAACUAUUACUGUAGAACAAACCUCAUAUUUACUUCAAGGUGAAAGUACUAAAAGGACAAAGUUUACUCUGAGCUGUAAGAAGGUUUUCAUGAGUGGAAAUGUCAUAUAUUGAGAUUAAUAACGUAAAAUGGAGUAAAUCGGAUCCAUUUCUGUUCUAUCGGACUGAACACGAGAGUGUUUCUUCAAAAAGGAACUACUGUUUAAACCCCCCACACAUUUGAGGUCAAACCUAGCGUCCACCUUGGCACAUAUGUAGAUGUACACGUACACAUGUUGAUAUUUAUUCAUCUUUCAGUUCCAACUGCCGGCUGCGGUUUCCUCCCGGCUCUCGACCCGUAGCAUCGCGACCCGGCGGAGCGUCGCUCGGCUCGCGUUCCCUCCUCUCGACUCAGUAACUUGCAUGUCCGUGGUUGGGUGAACCUGUAGUCCUGUCUUUUUGGUCAAGUGGAAACAAAUAAAAUACAAACAAAAAAAUUCUCGGUCUGCAUCCAUGGCAACGACAGUCGAUAUUUCCAUCCCGUGUUCUCGCCACCGCUAUCUCUCCGCACCACACGUUCAUUCAAAAGACAACAACAAUCGUAAAAGAUGGUCUGGAACUCGAUGCAUUCGAACUUCUAUGUACUUGUAUAAAUGGUGCAACGGUAAUAAAAUGUAAGAAAUUGACUGAAACUCGA